Molecule: messenger RNA, 1547 nt
Organism: Equus quagga
Lineage: Eukaryota; Metazoa; Chordata; Mammalia; Perissodactyla; Equidae
Gene: UBALD2
Product: UBA like domain containing 2
Exons: 3
Coding region: 227-727 (166 amino acids)
Molecular function (GO): protein binding
Source: RefSeq, a predicted model, not a curated record
GGCGCGGGCCAAUCAGCGGCGGCGGCUCCGGCCCCCGAACGUUGGGACAGCGGCCCCGCCCCGCGCUGUUGUUUGUGGUGUCGGCCUGCCGCGGGAGCCCGACCACAACACUCGCCGGCGGCUGGCGGGGCGGGCGCGUCCGGAGGCCGCGGGCGGCGGCGAGAGCGAGCCGAGGGCGGCCGGCCUCCCGCGGCCCCCGAGCCCGGGCUUGCGCGCCGGCCGAGCCAUGUCGGUGAACAUGGAGGAGCUGCGGCACCAGGUCAUGAUCAACCAGUUCGUGCUGGCCGCGGGCUGCGCGGCCGACCAGGCGAAGCAGCUGCUGCAGGCGGCCCACUGGCAGUUCGAGACCGCCCUGAGCACGUUUUUCCAAGAAACCAACAUUCCCAACAGCCACCACCACCACCAGAUGAUGUGCACUCCCAGCAACACACCUGCCACGCCGCCCAACUUCCCCGAUGCACUGGCCAUGUUCUCCAAGCUUCGCGCCUCUGAGGGCCUGCAGAGCGGCAACAGCCCCAUGACGGCCGUGGCUUGCUCCCCCCCUGCAAACUUCAGCCCCUUCUGGGCCUCAUCCCCGCCCAGCCACCAGGCCGCCUGGAUCCCACCCUCCUCCCCCACGGCCCACAGCUUCCACCACCUCCACCACCCACAGCCCACGUGGCCCCCCGGAGCACAGCAGGGGGGCACCCAGCAGAAAGCCAUGGCUGCAAUGGAUGGCCAGAGAUGAGACUGGAUGCCGCCGGGCACUGGGCUGGAGCUGGGGGCAGUCCAGGGUCGUGGGGACACAGGAGGGCUGGGGUGGGGGGAGCUGGGGUGGGUGGGGAUUUCCUGAACAUCGCACUGGAAGAUUUUAUAAAAGCAUUUUUGCGGGGGGGUGGGACAGUAAACUUCCUGAGCCACUUGGGUCCUUCAGGAGUUUCUCUUCAGGCAAGUUUUCUCUUUUUAAUAUAUAACUAUAAUAUAUAUGAAUAUAUAAAUAUAACUAAUGUAUGUGAGAAUGGGGCUGGCUGCCCGGGGUGUUGGGGUCUGUGGGGAAGGGCCAGCACCUCUUCCUCCGCCCAGUCCCAGGGCAGGUGCGUGGAAGCCAGGUGGCUGAUCUUGCAGUCACCAGGUGUCUGCUAGCUGCCUCCUUUCAAAGGUCACACCUUCUGGAGAAGACCACCACCGAUCCACUCGGCAGGAGGCUCUCCCAGAGGUGCCCGGCGGCUGAAGGUGUGGGGGGCCUCUUUGCUAUCAUGAGGGUCUCCCCACCCCCAGUUACUGGCUGGUUCCUCAGUGGCUCUGCAGCUCUUGUCGCCUCUCCUGGUAUCACCCUGUCUCCAGCUGAGCGUGCAGGGCUUGUGUGGAGCUAAAGAGCUGGCUUGGGUCAAAGGCCCAGGCUCUGGCUGGCCGGGGGCUUGACUCUCUACAGCCACCCUGCCUCCUGCUGUGUCCGCCCCCAGCAGGCGACAGAGUGGGGAGCUUGCCUUUGGAUUUAGUUCCCGAAUCAAUCAUCUCACCAGGGUGAACUUUUAAUUUAAAAACUUAAAAGAGACUUUUCUAACUUC